Messenger RNA from Penaeus indicus, 405 nucleotides. RefSeq names its product cuticle protein AM1159-like. The transcript is spliced from 3 exons. NCBI's taxonomy places the organism in Eukaryota, Metazoa, Arthropoda, Malacostraca, Decapoda, Penaeidae. The coding region runs from base 1 to 405 and encodes 134 amino acids. The record is from RefSeq and is a predicted model, not a curated record. Gene Ontology annotation, cellular component: chitin-based extracellular matrix. Gene Ontology annotation, molecular function: structural constituent of chitin-based larval cuticle.
AUGAAGACUAUUAUCUUGGCCGCCGCUCUGGUCCUCGCCGCCGCCGCCCCUCAGGAGCCUCGGCCAAUCGAGAUCCUCCUUGACGAGCGCGUCCCUCCCGAGGGCGGCGCUUACUCCUUCAAGAUUGAGACCGAGAACGGCAUCGUCCAGAGCGAAGAGGGCGCCCCAGGCCUGGAGGGCCAGACCAACGUUCAGGGUGCCUUCAGCUACCUCCUGGACGACGGCAGCGUUGUUGAAGUGAGGUACAAGGCCGACGAGAACGGAUUCCAGGCCGAGUCCCCUCUGCUGCCUGUCGCCCCCGAAUUCCCACACGAGAUCCCACAGUUCGUGCUCGAUCAGAUCGCCUUCGCCGAGGAGCAGCGUCGUCUGGAGGCCCUCAACCCACAGCCACAGCAACUUCAGUAA